AUGAAGAAAGACCCGGGAGUCCAAAAAACGCAGCACGGCGACCGAGCACCAGCAGCCGCUGACGAAGCGGUCAAAUCAACGAUGCCAGAUGAGGAGCAGCAAAAAAAUUUACAGCAGCAGCAACAUAGUGUCAAUUCCCAAGUACACACCAAAUGCGCCACCGCCUCAAGAAAAGACCAGUAG
Ostertagia ostertagi is the source of this 183-nucleotide messenger RNA. Lineage: Eukaryota; Metazoa; Nematoda; Chromadorea; Rhabditida; Trichostrongylidae. The record is from the annotation of a GenBank genome assembly.